ACUUACUGUUUACUCCCUACUCAUAUAUUUAUAUCCCAAUUAUCCAUUUAAAUCUAGUCAGUAUCAUAUUGUGACAAUGGACGUUGUACUGCUUUCAAAUAAAAAUGGCAUCACCGCGUCUUGCUGUUUCGACUUUGAGUCACCGUGGUAUAUCGCCAAAGAUAGUCAAAAAUUUAUUGAGUCCCAGACAAUGUCGCAGCCCGCAAAAAAUAGAGAGAGAUUCACUGAGUCCACGCAACGAAAACGAUGUCAGGAUAGCUAUUAAAAAUCGAAUUGUCUCAUUUAAUAUAGAUACACCGAAUUGUAAAAAAAUAGUAAAUGAUGAUUUAUCGAAUGAAAAAAAAAUUUUACUUGGUUGCGGUAGUUUUGGAACUGUUUAUAAAGCAACGUAUAGAGGUAAUCAAGUGGCUGUUAAAAUAAUGGAACGUAAAAAUCUCCAUGAUACUCAAGUAGAAGCAGAAAAACAUGCUUCUUUAUUACAACAUUCUAAUAUUGUAAAAAUUAUUAAAGUAGAGCAAGGUUCUGUUUGUUCAUUGAUUACUAUGGAACUCUGUAUAAUGUCGUUGCAAGAUAAAUUAGAUAAAAUGAAAUUACCUUUGAUUGAAAGAAUCAAAAUAUGGAGCGCAGUAGCUUCUGGUUUAGAUUUUUGUCACAAUGCAGGUAUUGUUCAUGCCGAUGUUAAACCAAAAAAUAUCUUGAUCGCACCUGAUGGUCAACCUAAACUUUCUGAUUUUGGAAGCUCAAUUAUCACACACAAACCAAUUGAGCGCAUUAGUUUUCGUGGAACUCCUGGGUACGUAGCACCGGAAGUGAUAAAAGGUUGUAAUCCAACAGUUAAAUCAGAUAUUUAUUCUUUAGGAAUUAUAGCAUGGCAGAUAAUCUCAAGAAAAAUUCCUUUUGCGACUCAUCAUCCGCAUACCACGCUAUAUCUUACUGGUAAAGGUGUCCGACCUGUAGAUGAUGACGUUGAUGAUGGGUGCAAUGGUACUUAUAAGAAUCUUUAUAGAAAAAGUUGGUCACAGAAUCAAGAAACUAGACCGAAUCUUGAUUUUAUUAUUUUUCAAUUAAAUAACUUACUGAAGCAAAUUAAAACACCAACGUAAUUUAUCAAGAAAAAUUUAUUAUGGAAACUAAUUAUUAAAGUCUUAUAUAAGUAUUGGUAAGGAUUAAAUGAAUAGAAGUGUUUUUGUUUCAUGUUUCUGGCAUCUCUCCUCCAGGAACCAGCUGUAAAUAAAUUAUUAAAUUUUUUAAUUACAAAAGACAGGUCAAAUAUUUAUCGUUUCUUGAUAAAUAUAAUAAAUAGAUUACCAUUGUAAUGUUACUUCCAUUAAGAAGAAUUUGAUCAAGCUUUGUAACUCUACGACCUUCCGGGGUAGCUUCACUUUCUGUAACAUCCUCCAGGAGCAUAUUAACAAAGUCAUCGAAUCCUUGCAAGGUUCCAACAAUU
Molecule: messenger RNA, 1447 nt
Organism: Cotesia glomerata
Lineage: Eukaryota; Metazoa; Arthropoda; Insecta; Hymenoptera; Braconidae
Gene: c-mos
Product: dual specificity protein kinase shkC-like
Exons: 4
Coding region: 105-1103 (332 amino acids)
Biological process (GO): protein phosphorylation
Molecular function (GO): ATP binding; protein kinase activity
Source: RefSeq, a predicted model, not a curated record